AUGUCAGCUGAAGAAGUGAAAAUUGCCAACAGCAAAGAAACCGCCUUGGAAGUUGCCCAUGCGGCAGUAGAUAAGUUAUAUGAAUUCCGGGACCAUUAUUUUGAGCAUUUUAGCCUUGAUCAAGCUGUACACAAAGAUGAGAAUGUGGAGAAGAAAAUGCAUGAAUGUCUUGAAAAACUGACUUCACUGAAAGACAAUAUUCCCAGCAAAGCUACUUAUUCAAUGCUUCGAGGCAGAGCAUUGAAUGUUUUGCCUGUUUACAACAAAGAAGCUGAGAGUUUGCUUUCAAAGGCUGUCAAAUUGGAUCCUAAAUUGGUUGAUGGUUGGAAUCAUCUUGGAGAAUGUUAUUGGAAGAACAAAGAUGUCACAUCAGCUAAAAAUUGUUUUAUUGGAGCUCUGAAUCAUUCAAAGAACAAAGUUUCUCUUCGCAAUUUGUCAAUGGUCCUUAGGCAGCUGCCAACAAAAGAUGCUUUUGAGAAAGCAGAUAUUGUUCGAGAAAGUGUGGAAAAAGCUAAAGAGGCUGUGGAAAUGGACAUUGCAGAUGGAAAUUCUUGGGCAAUUUUGGGUAAUGCUUAUCUUUCAUUAUUUUUUGCUGCUGGCCAAAAUCCUCGAGCAUUGAAACAAGCAAUGAGUGCCUACGCAUUAGCGGAAAGAGACCCAGUAUCUCGAAACAAUUCAGAUCUUCACUUCAACCAAGCUAUUGCUUAUAAAUAUCAAGAAGAAUAUCAAAAAGCACUGGAAGGUUUCUCAAAAGCUAUGGCCCUUGAUGCUGGUUGGGUGGAACCUCAAGAACAGGAAAUGCGCCUCAUGGAUUACCUGAGUCGGUUAACAACAUUGCAGAGCUCACAGGGUAAAAUGAAAGCUAAAAAGCUACAGAACCUUUGUAAAAGCAUAAUAGACAAUGACCUUGGCCCAUACAGUGGAGGAAGCUAUACUAACCAACGAAAUGAGACGAUCACAUUAAAUAAGAAAAAACUGAAGGACUUAAAAUCUGGUGUCAAUCUUGAAACAGUAGUGGUUGGCAAAGUUGUGUGUACAGUGGCUAAUGAUGAAUCUAUUCCUUUCACUUUCUGCUUCAUUGAUGAAGAAGGUCUGUGCCUCUCUGUGACAGUAUACAAUAUUGGACAAGGGUAUGGGGUGAAGAUUGGAGACUCUGUUGCAAUUCCAGAACCAUUUGUUCAAGAUGUUGAAGUUAAUUAUAAAGACAAGGUAUUUUCUUAUCGUGGCAUUAGAGUGGACACACCUGUUGUUUUGGUGGUAAAUCGACGUAAGCUUGGCCUUGAUAAACAGGCCCCAACGGUACUUGCACUUAGUACCCUAACAGACUGA
This is a messenger RNA of Acanthosepion pharaonis, 1329 nucleotides long. Lineage: Eukaryota; Metazoa; Mollusca; Cephalopoda; Sepiida; Sepiidae. The record is from the annotation of a GenBank genome assembly.